Messenger RNA from Amaranthus tricolor (Joseph's coat), 2079 nucleotides. RefSeq lists its product as uncharacterized. The record is from RefSeq and is a predicted model, not a curated record. Lineage: Eukaryota; Viridiplantae; Streptophyta; Magnoliopsida; Caryophyllales; Amaranthaceae. Gene Ontology annotation, biological process: cell redox homeostasis. The transcript has 2 exons. The coding region runs from base 881 to 1528 and encodes 215 amino acids.
GGGCAAUUUCAAGCCCACCUAUAGAACACCACACUUCAUGAUCCCUUCCUUUGUAGUCAUCUUUCCAGAGUUUCCUGUUCGUAUUUUAUUGGCGUGUGUAGAGUGAGAGCUACAGAGACAAACAUUGCCUGGAUUCCUUGAAUUUGUUUGAAUUUCAUCCUGAAUUUUCUAUAAGUAAGACCCUUUUCUGAAAAUUUCCAAUCAUUUCUAUUUGUCACUUAGUUCUAAUCGUAAUUAAAGUUGCUUUUUUUUUCUUUUUCCUGUUUGCUAUACCUUUAUUUAUAUUUUGAGUUAAUAAUUGUUUGUUCAAAUAUCGAACAAUGAAGUAUAGUUGUAGUUUUUGGUAAUCAUAUAAGAUUGAUUCUUGUCAAAUUUCUGAACUUAUGUAGGGUGGAAUUCCUGUUUUAAAUGGGAAAAAACUGGAAAAGAAAAUUACCCAAUUUAGAUUUAGGGUUAUAAUGUUCGUAUCCCUAUUCGGAAUUAGGGUUUCAAAUUGAAAAAAUUUAAUGUGGUUUGUUCAAACAAUGUGUUUCUAGUUAGGUUUCAUGGAAAUUAGGAGUAGAUUAUGUUGCUGAUUCUUCAUGGAUUAGUAUGAUUGUUAACCAAAAGUGUAGUUAGGGUAAAUUUUUAGUUCAAACCUUGUGUUGCUUGGAAUUGGCAUGUAAAGUUGUAAAUUUGUAGUUGAAAUAAAGGGAAUCUAGAAUUUUCUUAUAUUUUUCACUGUUUAUUAGUAAGCAUGAUUGUUCAUUUGUUAGUGAUCGAUAAUACUUGUUGCUACUUUGAUCCGUAUGUAGACUAAAAUUGUGAGUUCUGCAUAAGCUUUUUCAAGAGGAAAUAGUUCUCCGAAUCGAAUUUUGUUGGCAUUGAUACUUUUUAAACCAUGGAGAAAAAUCAAAAACCGCACCCGAUUUUUUGCUUCAAACUUCCAUGGGAAACUAACAUCCAAACUCACAAGAAUAACUUCAGUAAAAGUCUUUGUGACUUCGAUACGCCGUGGCUCUUCAAGUCUUUACAUACCCUAGGAACCCUUUCUUUUAACUUCUUGAAUUCAAUAACAAAUCCCAAUCAAGAUUCUCCAUUUAAAAAAUUCCAACUCAAUUAUGGCGGUGUUUCGAAGAAAAAUAAGACGAUGCAACCAUUGAAACGGAGCUUAAGCCCAGAUGAACAAGUAGAAGCAGAGCAACGAGCUUUAGCCAUGGCACUGGCUAGUGGGAAAGAAGCAACCGUUGUUGAAUUUUAUUCUCCUAAAUGCGCACUUUGCAAUUCGCUUCUUGCAUUUGUAACGGAAGUUGAAAAUCGCAACGCUGAUUGGCUCAACAUUGUCAUGGCCGAUGCUGAGAACGAGAAAUGGAUGCCUGAGCUUCUUCAUUAUGACAUAAAAUAUGUCCCCUGCUUUGUGAUUUUGGACAAAUCUGGCAAGGCACUCGCUAAGACGGGUGUUCCCAACAGUCGGCUGCAUGUAGUUGCAGGUGUUUCACAUCUUCUAAAAUUGAAACGUCCUAAAUGGGCAUCGAAUAACAAAACAUAAUAUGCUCGAAUGCUGUAAACUGGAUACCAUAGUGAGCAUCCGGUUCGGUUGUGGAAGAUGUUGAGCAUCCUUAGUUCUAAAAUGUGCGAGGCGCGAUGGGUUGUCUUCCAACACAGGAUGCUCGUUGCACUAAAAAGACAAGUAUCUAAAGAGGUGGCACGUAAUGUUAAACUCUUAGAAGUUUAAAGUUUUUUUUGCGGAGUUUGUUGCAGAAUAUGAAUGUGUAUCGUUCUACUUUAGUUGGGGAUGAUGUCGAGAAACCUUAGCAUUUAAAUGCGCAAGGCACGAUGGUAUGCUUCAGAGGCUCAAAGCAUCUGAUUUGCACCUUGGGCGCCUCUGCUGCACCUCAUGGGACGACUCACCUUGUAUCGGCUUCUUUAAGGCGCUAGCGUCUCAUGGCAUGCCUUUUAGUUGUGUAUUUUUCUUUUGGACAGAAGUAUGUAAAUUUUCUUUCAAAAUUAGUUGUUUGAUGAUCAUAUAACCUUCAUUAUUAUGUUGUGAAUUGGGUAAAGUCAUUAGUAACAGCGAAGAAACCUGACCUUAGACUUAAA